Ornithorhynchus anatinus (platypus) is the source of this 1376-nucleotide messenger RNA. RefSeq names its product charged multivesicular body protein 4C (gene CHMP4C). Gene Ontology annotation, cellular component: cytoplasmic side of plasma membrane; ESCRT III complex; multivesicular body. Gene Ontology annotation, biological process: late endosome to vacuole transport via multivesicular body sorting pathway; vesicle budding from membrane. Bases 1 to 759 code for a protein of 252 amino acids. Lineage: Eukaryota; Metazoa; Chordata; Mammalia; Monotremata; Ornithorhynchidae. The transcript is spliced from 5 exons. The record is from RefSeq and is a predicted model, not a curated record.
AUGGCUGCUCAGCCACGGGGGGGCGAGGGGCCCGGCGCUGGCCUGAGCCGGGGGGCCCGGUGGGGGUCCCGCUGGGGGUCCCGGUGGGGAUGGGGGUCCCGCCCCCCGCCGGACGGUCCCCCCGACCCCCGUCAAGUCGUCGCCCGGCUCGGCGACAGCGAGCGGGAGCUGCGACAGCGCCAGGCCGCCCUGGAAGCCCGGAUCGAGGCCGAGCUCGCCCGGGCCAAGGACCGCGGCACCGGGGACCGCAGAGCUGCAUUACAGGCCCUGAAGAGAAAGAAACGAUUUGAGAAACAGUUGUCUCAAAUUGAUGGGAUCCUUUCCACCGUUGAGUUCCAGAGAGAAGCCCUGGAGAACGCCCACACCAACACUGAAGUGUUAAGGAACUUGGACUUUGCUGCAAAAGUCGUGAAAGCAGUUCACAAGCCUAUGGAUUUAAACAAAAUAGAUGACUUGAUGCAAGAGGUCACAGAACAACAAGAUCGUGCCCAAGAAAUGUCAGAUGCAUUUUCGCAGAGAGUUGGAUUUGGUGACGAUUUUGAUGAGGAUGAGCUGAUGGCAGAACUUUUAGAAUUGGAGCAGGAAGAAAUGAAGAAGACGAAGAGCAUCAGACUUCCAAGUGUGCCAUCUCCCUCUCUGUUCCCUGCACCUUCAAGGCUGCCGAGCAGACCCUCCACCUCCCACCAGUUCCGAGGCGCAUCCUCUAAAAGAACUGAAGAUGAUGGCGAUGGACAUCAGCUGACAGCCUGGGCCUCUUAAAAGCCAACUACAGUACACCCACAGGCAUAAUCCGCCGAGCCGUGUACAUUUUUUGGAUUGCAUGUUCACCACAAUUAAAAGCUCACUGCACCCUGUUUGAUAUCAACACCAAGACAAGUAGGUAGUUUUUCCCUACCUUUGGACCAGUUCUGCUGACGUUCAGGACUCCAUCUCUAGCACAUACAUCAUGCAAACAUAAGGGAAGUAGAGGAGUAUAGUAUCGGGCAUCAAGAUCAAACUAGCAUUUUGACUGUCGAACAGAAUGCGAAGGGUUUGUUCAAACAGUAAAACAGUCAGGAUAUCUUCGGCCUCUGAAAAUAUAUAUCUGUGGUUUAGGGAUAUGCAUAUAUAAAGCACAGUGAUUUUUGCAUUAGAAUGGUGGUUUGAAGGAGUUAAUGCAACUUCCAGUUGCUUAAUUUACUCCCAGCAAGUACCUUACACAAAGGGAGAGACUGAUUUAAUAUGUCCCUUGAGCGCCUGGCAGUUUAUAAUUCGAAUGCAUUUUUGUGGAAAUACUUGCUCAUUGACCAAUCUAAUGGCAAAGGCUAAGCUGCAAUAUUCUGAAUCAUAUUUUCCAUUUAAUAUUUUUCAAAAUAAAAGAAAAUGCUUGUGACAAA